Nematocida major is the source of this 312-nucleotide messenger RNA. Its product is annotated as translation initiation factor 1. The record is from RefSeq and is a predicted model, not a curated record. The coding region runs from base 1 to 312 and encodes 103 amino acids. NCBI's taxonomy places the organism in Eukaryota, Fungi, Microsporidia. Gene Ontology annotation, molecular function: RNA binding; translation initiation factor activity. Gene Ontology annotation, biological process: translational initiation. The transcript has a single exon.
AUGAGCGAUGUAAGCGAAGAGGUGUUUUUUUCCGAUGAUGAGGCAAAGUUUGCAGACAACGAGAUACACGUAAGAAAGCAAAACAGGAAAGGGAGAAAGUGGCUUACGACAGUGGAAAAUAUCCCAGAGAAUUUCGACAUAAACAAACUCCUGAACGACCUUAAGAAGGAGCUCAGCUGCAACGGAACUAUCGUCAUGGACGAAAAGAAGGGCAAGAAGAUCAUACAAAUGCAGGGAGAUCAGGGCGCAAAGAUACAGGCAAAACUGCAGGAGGUAUUUCCCUCGCUUAAAGUCGUGUUCUUUGGGAACUAG